This is a messenger RNA of Rotaria socialis, 5076 nucleotides long. The record is from the annotation of a GenBank genome assembly. NCBI's taxonomy places the organism in Eukaryota, Metazoa, Rotifera, Eurotatoria, Philodinida, Philodinidae.
AUGCCCAAGCGCAUUCACAGUGCCAGUGAUCGCGAUGAUACCAAUGAGUCAACUAGUACAACAAAACGUACUCGGAAAGCCACUGAAUUAAACAAUCUCUGCCAAGAAUUCUACGAUUCAUUUCGAUCGUAUAAAGCUGAAGAUGGUAGAACUCUUUGUGAAAAUUUCAUUCAUCUACCAGCUAAAAGGGGAAAUUCUGAUUAUUUUACUUCAGCCAAAGAACCAAUUGAUUUAACUGAAAUUCAGCAAAAAAUUCACUCAGAUGAAUAUGAUUCUUUCGAAGAAUUUCUUGACGAUAUUGAAGUACUUAUAAAUAAUGCUAAAAACUAUUAUCGAAAAAAUUCUAUGGAAUGGAAAGAUGCAAAUGAAUUAUCAAAAUAUUUUUAUUCAAAAGCAAAAUUUCAGUCGAUUGAUUCUUAUUAUUUCGACGAAUUUUUUACAGCAAUUUACAAUACUCAAAUUGAUGAUCGUCCUGUCACGGAUAUAUUCUUAUUUUUACCGUCGCGAAAAAUCUAUCCUGAUUAUUAUCUAAUAGUAACAAAGCCAAUAGAUUUGAAAAUGAUCGCAAUCAAAAUUCAAAAUAACCAAUAUUCAUCACUAGAUGAUAUGGAGAAUGAUUUAUUAUUAUUGAUUUCCAAUGCAAGAAAAUAUAAUGAUCCGAAAUCACAAAUUUAUAAAGAUGCAUGUGCAUUAAAAAAAAUUAUAACUAGUGUUAAAAAUGAACUUGAUGCAGCGCUCAAAACACCAAAUGAUCGAUUACGACUUACUAAACGUGAUGUUAUUCUAUCAUCAGAAGUUGCAAAUAUGGAAUAUCCAGAAGAACCCGAUGAUGAAGACAUAGUUCAACAAACGAUUGACGAUGCUGAUUCAGAUACAAGUUCACUUGGCGAUGGAGAUGAUUCAUAUAGAACACUAUAUAAUAGUGUUAGACAUUAUAAACUUGGUGCUCAAAGUUUAAUCGAUCCAUUUAUGAAAUUGCCGAAUAAGAGAUUUCAUCAAGAUUAUUAUGAAGAAAUACAGCGACCAAUUGCAGUGUCUAUCAUUAAAAAUAAUAUCAAAAAAGGGAAAUAUACAGAUUUAGGUGAUCUUGUAGAUGAUUUGAAACUGAUGUUUGAUAAUGCAAUGCAAUAUAAUCAAGAAGGGUCAUUAAUAUAUAAUAGUGCUAAAAAAUUACUGGAUGUUACUAUAAUCAAAGCUCAUGAACUUGGCUAUGAUGAACAAAAGCCACGAUUAAAGGAGGCUCGUAUAAACAUUCCAAUGAUUACUGUCAAAGAUGAAUAUCUCGUAUCAUCUAGUCCUCAGUCGCCAAAUUCUCAACGAAAUCGACCAUCAAAAAAGCCUAUGAAAUCACCUGAAGAAAACAUUCAAUCUAUCUAUACAUACAUCCGGGAAUAUCGAGAAAAUGAUAUUGGACUAAUUGCACCAUUUCUAGAAUUGCCAUCAGCUGAAGAAUAUCCUGAUUAUUAUGAAACAAUAGAACAUCCUAUUGAUAUGUCAAUCAUAAAAGAUAAAAUGGAUAAAGGAAUUUAUAAACGUGAACAAGACAUUAUUGAAGAUCUUAAUCGAAUGUUUAAUAAUGCAAAAGUCUAUAAUGUUGACGAAUCUUAUAUAUUCAAAUAUGCAUCUCGUCUUGAACACGCAUUAGCCAAUAAAUAUAAAACAAUGAUAAUUAAAAAAGAAAGACCAUCACAUCUAAAUCGAAUACCAACGAAAAAAUCUUUGAAUACGUUACAAGAUAAACUUUCUCAUUUGAUUCAAUCCAUAAAAUCACACACAAAUUGUCAUGGACGAACAUUAUCAACAGUAUUUUUAACACUACCAUCAAAAAUUGAUUAUCCUGAUUAUUAUGAAAUAAUUCAAAAACCCAUUGACAUUCGACGUAUUGAAUCACGACAAUAUUGUUCAAUUAAUGAACUAUCAAGUGAUUUAAAAUUAAUGUUUGACAAUGCUUUGUUAUAUAAUGAACCUGGUUCAAUGAUCUAUCGAGAUGCAUUAAAUCUUCAACGACUGUUCAUUGAAAAAAAGCGAGACUUAACACACAAUGAGAGUGUACAAAAUUUAGUUUGUGAACUAUUAAUCUGUUUAUUUAUACAAACAUUUAAUUAUGAAGAUCAAGAUGGUCAAUAUAUUAGUGAUUCAUUUUCAGAAUUACCUGAGCAAGCAGAAAAUGAACCAUUUGAUAUUGUAUAUACAUUUGAUAUGAUCAGACAAAAUCUUGAUCAGCGACGUUAUCGUCGAUUAGAUGCUUUUCAAACUGAUCUAUUUAAAGUAUUUGAACGUGCUAGAAAAUUAACUUUACCUCAUUCCAAGGUGUAUCAAGAUUCAAUCAAGUUAGAAAAAAUUUACCUUCGUUUACGUGAUGAAAUAUGUCAACAUGGUAGUUUACUUCGAUCACCAGCGCUUCUAUUCAACGAAGAUCGUCUACAACAUGAACUUGUUCGUGAACGAACAGAAAAGGAUUCAAUGGCUAAUACAAACAAUCAGAACAGUAUAUCACCGACUAAAUCAUCUGAUUCUGAUGAAAAUAAAGUAUCUGCGAUGAAAUCCAUAUCACGAACAGAAAAUAGUUCCUUAUCGAAAGGUCAAACUUAUUAUCUAGGUGAUUUUGUUUAUGUUGAAGCUAAUGAUGAAACAAAAGAGCCAUAUAUUGUUUGUAUUGAAUCUUUCGAACAUAAAGAUAACGAAGAUUAUCUGAGUGGUUUACAAUUUUGUCGACCUAAUGAAACAUAUCAUACACCAGUACAUAAAUUUCUUCGUCAAGAAGUUUUCUUAACCCAAUCAAUUGAAGAUUUACCGAUGAAUAAAAUUCAAGGUUUAUGUUUUGUUUCACAUUUCAAAGAUUAUUUUAAAUAUCAACCAAUUCUCGACGAUGAAACAGCAUUUCAAGAUCAAGAUGUUUAUGUCUGUGAAUCACGUUAUAAUAUGAAAACAAAAACAUUUAGAAAAAUAAAAUGGUGGAAUUUACCAGAAAAUACUCGAGUUAAAUUAAUUCAACGGGAUACUCCACUAGAAAAUAUACGCAUAGCAUCAACAUUGGGUAAUAAUAAUAGUUUAAUACAUCGUUCAUCAACUACAGAUAAUGAAUCAAUAAAUACGGAUAUUAUUGACAAACCUAAAGAAACAAUUUUAUACGAUGCAGUUAUAAAUGAAAAAUUAAAUGAAAAUGCAUCAAUUAAAAAAACAUUUUAUGAGCAAAUUGUUAUUUCAACACAUAGUUUUUAUAAAGUUGGCGAUUUUGUAUACGUUAAUAAUAUUGAAAAUAAUAACAAUAAUGAAUCGAAUAAACGAUUUAUUUUUCGGAUCGAUAAAAUUUGGAAAGAAAAUGAUUCAUAUUGUCUAAGUGGUACAGUGUUCAUUCAACCAUCUGAUAUUACAAACCGAGACCAAUUAAUCGUCACAGCAAAAUGUCGUUAUGAACGUGAAGUUAUAAAACGUGAUGGCCCAAGUACACAAAUUUCACUUGAUAAUAUUCAAGGCAAAUGUUCAGUCCUUUCAUUGAAACAUUUCUGUACACAUCGUUUAACUGAAAUUCCUGAAUCUGAUGUUUAUGUUUGUGAGUCGAAAUAUGUUACGGAUGAUCAUAGUCUUCGAGGUUUAUCAAAACCAUUGAAAAGAAUAUCCCUAUCAUUAAAAGCAACUGCUGAUGAAAUCUGGACUUUUCGUAAAGAACUUAUACUCAAACAAGAGACCCCUGGUGCCUUGUUCAAAGCAGUUGAUGAAAGUUCAACCAUGGAACUUGACGAUCAUUUUGAUAACCAUCUCGAUGGAGUUGAACGUCAUUCAAAUCAUGGAAAUUUUGAUACGAUGCAUAAUGGCAUUAAUCUCAAUCCAUCAUUAUCUAAUCGAUAUAAUAGUAAUAUCAUUAAUCGAAAAAGUAAUCGUCGUGGUCUACCAACACGUCCACCCUGUGGUUAUCUUAUAUUUGCAAGUGAAUCACGAAAACGUUUAAUACGUGAUAAUCCAGGUAUUCCAUUCGGUGAAAUGAGUCGAAUCAUUGGUGAUCAAUGGAGACGAAUACCACCACAUGAACGUGAAAAAUAUGAAGAAAAAUCACGUGAACGAGCAAGAGAACAAGAUACACAAGUACCAAAUAAUACCAUGGCGUAUGAUUCUCCUGUUAAUUCACCACGAAUAGUUAAUGGCGGUGUAGCAAUCAAUGGAUAUUAUCCAUCUUUUCCAAAUGUAUAUCCAAUGAACGGUGCUCUUCCAGUUGCUCUGAAACCACCUGCACAACCACUACCACCACCACCAGCAGCAGCAAUUAUAAAUCGACCACCUCGGAUACAAAGAGUUGCUCAUUCAGAAAUGUAUUCACGGUAUAUAGAACAUCUUAAAACUGAUUAUCCAUUUAUAUCAGACUGGCCUAAACAAUUGAAAACAUCUAUUGGUAAUAAUGGAAAUAUUCCAUCGAGACCAUUACCAUCACAUUGGCUUAUAAAUAAUAGCCCCGGUUUUUAUAAUAAUAUGUAUGAAGCUCUAUGGUCAAUGCGUGAUAAUAUGUGGUCGGAUGUUGUUCGUGAUGCAUUAAAUCUUCAACGACUGUUCAUUGAAAAAAAGCGAGACUUAACACACAAUGAGAGUGUACAAAAUUUAGUUUGUGAACUAUUAAUCUGUUUAUUUAUACAAACAUUUAAUUAUGAAGAUCAAGAUGGUCAAUAUAUUAGUGAUUCAUUUUCAGAAUUACCUGAGCAAGCAGAAAAUGAACCAUUUGAUAUUGUAUAUACAUUUGAUAUGAUCAGACAAAAUCUUGAUCAGCGACGUUAUCGUCGAUUAGAUGCUUUUCAAACUGAUCUAUUUAAAGUAUUUGAACGUGCUAGAAAAUUAACUUUACCUCAUUCCAAGGUGUAUCAAGAUUCAAUCAAGUUAGAAAAAAUUUACCUUCGUUUACGUGAUGAAAUAUGUCAACAUGGUAGUUUACUUCGAUCACCAGCGCUUCUAUUCAACGAAGAUCGUCUACAACAUGAACUUGUUCGUGAACGAACAGAAAAGGAUUCAAUGGCUAAUACAAACAAUCAGAACAGUAUAUCACCGACUAAAUCAUCUGAUUCUGAUGAAAAUAAAGUAUCUGUAAGUUGA